Schistocerca nitens (vagrant locust) is the source of this 13821-nucleotide messenger RNA. RefSeq lists its product as uncharacterized. Lineage: Eukaryota; Metazoa; Arthropoda; Insecta; Orthoptera; Acrididae. Gene Ontology annotation, biological process: cell differentiation. The transcript has 10 exons. The record is from RefSeq and is a predicted model, not a curated record. The coding region runs from base 1 to 13821 and encodes 4606 amino acids.
AUGUCGAUAAAAGCAGCUGCGCAGGAACAGCUGCGCAGGAACAGCUGCGCAGGAACAGCUGCGCAGGAACAGCUGCGCAGGAACGGCUGCGCCGAAACGGCUGCGCAGGAACGGCAGCGCAGGAACGGCUGCGCAGGAACGGCUGCGCAGGAACGGCUGCGCAGCAACGGCUGCUCAGGAACGGCUGCGCAGGAACGGCUGCGCAGGAACGGCUGCGCAGGAACGGCUGCGCAGAAACGGCUGCGCAGGAACGGCUGCGCAGAAACGGCUGCGCCGAAACGGCUGCGCCGAAACGGCUGCGCCGAAACGGCUGCGCCGAAACGGCUGCGCCGAAACGGCUGCGCCGAAACGGCUGCGCAGAAACGGCUGCGCCGAAACGGCUGCGCAGAAACGGCUGCGCCGAAACGGCUGCGCAGAAACGGCUGCGCCGAAACGGCUGCGCAGAAACGGCUGCGCCGAAACGGCUGCGCAGGAACGGCUGCGCAGGAACGGCUGCGCAGAAACGGCUGCGCAGAAACAGCUAGGCAGAAACAGCUGCGCAGGAACAGCUGCGCAGGAACAGCUGCGCAGGAACAGCUGCGCAGGAACAGCUGCGCAGGAGCAGCUGCGCAGGAGCAGCUGCGCAGGAGCAGCUGCGCAGGAGCAGCUGCGCAGGAGCAGCUGCGCAGGAGCAGCUGCGCAGGAGCAGCUGCGCAGGAACAGCUGCGCAACAGCGGCUGCGCAACAGCGGCUGCGCAGGAACGGCUGCGCAGGAACGGCUGCGCAGGAACGGCUGCGCAGGAACGGCUGCGCAGGAACGGCUGCGCAGGAACGGCUGCGCAGAAACGGCUGCGCAGAAACGGCUGCGCCGAAACGGCUGCGCCGAAACGGCUGCGCCGAAACGGCUGCGCCGAAACGGCUGCGCAGAAACGGCUGCGCAGAAACGGCUGCGCAGAAACGGCUAGGCAGGAACGGCUGCGCAGGAACGGCUGCGCAGGAACGGCUGCGCAGGAACGGCUGCGCAGGAACGGCUGCGCAGGAACGGCUGCGCAGGAACGGCUGCGCGGGAGCGGCUGCGCGGGAGCGGCUGCGCGGGAGCGGCUGCGCGGGAGCGGCUGCGCGGGAGCGGGUCCGCGGGAGCGGGUGCGCGGGAGCGGGUGCGCGGGAGCGGGUGCGCGGGAGCGGGUGCGCGGGAGCGGGUGCGCGGGAGCGGGUGCGCGGGAGCGGCUGCGCGGGAGCGGGUGCGCGGGAGCGGCUGCGCGGGAACGGCUGCGCGGGAACGGCUGCGCGGGAACGGCUGCGCGGGAACGGCUGCGCGGGAACGGCUGCGCGGGAACGGCUGCGCGGGAACGGCUGCGCGGAAACGGCUGCGCGGAAACGGCUGCGCGGAAACGGCUGCGCGGAAACGGCUGCGCGGAAACGGCUGCGACGAAACGGCUGCGCCGAAACGGCUGCGCCGAAACGGCUGCGCCGAAACGGCUGCGCAGAAACGGCUGCGCAGGAACGGCUGCGCAGGAACGGCUGCGCAGAAACGGCUGCGCAGAAACGGCUGCGCAGAAACAGCUGCGCAGAAACAGCUGCGCAGAAGCAGCUGCGCAGAAGCAGCUGCGCAGAAGCAGCUGCGCAGAAACAGCUGCGCAGAAGCAGCUGCGCAGAAGCAGCUGCGCAGAAGCAGCUGCGCAGAAGCAGCUGCGCAGAAGCAGCUGCGCAGAAGCAGCUGCGCAGAAGCAGCUGCGCAGGAACAGCUGCGCAGAAGCGGCUGCGCAGGAACGGCUGCGCAGGAACGGCUGCGCAGGAACGGCUGCGCAGGAACGGCUGCGCAGGAACGGCUGCGCAGGAACGGCUGAGCAGGAACGGCUGCGCAGGAACGGCUGCGCAGGAACGGCUGCGCAGGAACGGCUGCGCAGGAACGGCUGCGCAGGAACGGCUGCGCAGGAACGGCUGCGCAGGAACGGCUGCGCAGGAACGGCUGCGCAGGAACGGCUGCGCAGAAACGGCUGCGCCGAAACGGCUGCGCCGAAACGGCUGCGCCGAAACGGCUGCGCAGAAACGGCUGCGCCGAAACGGCUGCGCCGAAACGGCUGCGCAGAAACGGCUGCAAACGGCUGCGCAGGAACGGCUGCGCAGGAACGGCUGCGCAGGAACGGCUGCGCAGGAACGGCUGCGCAGGAACGGCUGCGCAGGAACGGCUGCGCAGGAACGGCUGCGCAGGAACGGCUGCGCAGGAACGGCUGCGCAGGAACGGCUGCGCAGGAACGGCUGCGCAGGAACGGCUGCGCAGGAACGGCUGCGGAGGAACGGCUGCGCAGGAACGGCUGCGCAGGAACGGCUGCGCAGGAACGGCUGCGCAGGAACGGCUGCGCAGGAACGGCUGCGCAGAAACGGCUGCGCAGGAACGGCUGCGCAGGAACGGCUGCUCAGGAACGGCUGCGCAGGAACGGCUGCGCAGGAACGGCUGCGCAGGAACGGCUGCGCAGGAACGGCUGCGCAGAAACGGCUGCGCAGAAACGGCUGCGCAGAAACGGCUGCGCCGAAACGGCUGCGCCGAAACGGCUGCGCCGAAACGGCUGCGCCGAAACGGCUGCGCCGAAACGGCUGCGCCGAAACGGCUGCGCCGAAACGGCUGCGCCGAAACGGCUGCGCCGAAACGGCUGCGCAGGAACGGCUGCGCAGGAACAGCUGCGCAGGAACAGCUGCGCAGAAACAGCUAGGCAGAAACAGCUGCGCAGAAACAGCUGCGCAGAAACAGCUGCGCAGAAACAGCUGCGCAGAAACAGCUGCGCAGAAACAGCUGCGCAGAAACAGCUGCGCAGAAACAGCUGCGCAGAAGCAGCUGCGCAGAAGCAGCUGCGCAGGAACAGCUGCGCAGGAACAGCUGCGCAGGAACAGCUGCGCAGAAGCAGCUGCGCAGGAACAGCUGCGCAGAAGCAGCUGCGCAGGAACAGCUGCGCAGGAACAGCUGCGCAGGAACAGCUGCGCAGGAACAGCUGCGCAGGAACAGCUGCGCAGGAACACCUGCGCAGGUACGGCUGCGCAGGAACGGCUGCGCAGGAACGGCUGCGCAGGAACGGCUGCGCAGGAACGGCUGCGCAGCAACGGCUGCGCAGCAACGGCUGCGCAGGAACGGCUGCGCAGGAACGGCUGCGCAGAAACGGCUGCGCAGGAACGGCUGAGCAGAAACGGCUGCGCAGAAGCGUCUGCGCAGAAGCGUCUGCGCAGAAGCGGCUGCGCAGAAGCGGCUGCGCAGAAGCGGCUGCGCAGAAGCGGCUGCGCAGAUGCGGCUGCGCAGAAGCGGCUGCGCAGAAGCGGCUGCGCAGAAGCGGCUGCGCAGAAGCGGCUGCGCAGAAGCGGCUGCGCAGAAGCGGCUGCGCAGAAGCGGCUGCGCAGAAGCGGCUGCGCAGAAGCGGCUGCGCAGAAGCGGCUGCGCAGAAGCGGCUGCGCAGAAACGGCUGCGCAGAAACGGCUGCGCAGAAACGGCUGCGCACAAACGGCUGCGCACAAACGGCUGCGCACAAACGGCUGCGCACAAACGGCUGCGCACAAACGGCUGCGCAGGAACGGCUGCGCAGGAACGGCUGCGCAGGAACGGCUGCGCAGGAACGGCUGCGCAGGAACGGCUGCGCAGGAACGGCUGCGCAGGAACGGCUGCGCAGGAACGGCUGCGCAGGAACGGCUGCGCAGGAACGGCUGCGCAUGAACGGCUGCGCCGAAACGGCUGCGCCGAAACGGCUGCGCCGAAACGGCUGCGCCGAAACGGCUGCGCAGAAACAGCUGCCUGCGCAGAAGCGGCUGCGCAGAAGCGGCUGCGCAGAAACGGCUGCGCAGAAACGGCUGCGCAGAAGCGGCUGCGCAGAAGCGGCUGCGCAGAAGCGGCUGCGCAGAAACGGCUGCGCAGAAGCGGCUGCGCAGAAGCGGCUGCUCAGAAGCGGCUGCGCAGAAGCGGCUGCGCAGAAGCGGCUGCGCAGAAGCGGCUGCGCAGAAGCGGCUGCGCAGAAGCGGCUGCGCAGAAACGGCUGCGCAGAAGCGGCUGCGCAGAAGCGGCUGCGCAGAAGCGGCUGCGCAGAAGCGGCUGCGCAGAAGCGGCUGCGCAGAAGCGGCUGCGCAGAAGCGGCUGCGCAGAAGCGGCUGCGCACAAGCGGCUGCGCACAAGCGGCUGCGCACAAGCGGCUGCGCAGAAGCGGCUGCGCAGAAGCGGCUGCGCAGAAGCGGCUGCGCAGAAGCGGCUGCGCAGAAGCGGCUGCGCAGAAGCGGCUGCGCAGAAGCGGCUGCGCAGAAGCGGCUGCGCAGAAGCGGCUGCGCAGAAGCGGCUGCGCAGAAGCGGCUGCGCAGAAGCGGCUGCGCAGAAACGGCUGCGCAGAAACGGCUGCGCAGAAACGGCUGCCCACAAACGGCUGCGCACAAACGGCUGCGCACAAACGGCUGCGCACAAACGGCUGCGCAGGAACGGCUGCGCAGGAACGGCUGCGCAGGAACGGCUGCGCAGGAACGGCUGCGCAGGAACGGCUGCGCAGGAACGGCUGCGCAGGAACGGCUGCGCAGGAACGGCUGCGCAGGAACGGCUGCGCCGGAACAGCUGCGCCGAAACAGCUGCGCCGAAACAGCUGCGCCGAAACAGCUGCGCCGAAACAGCUGCGCCGAAACAGCUGCGCAGAAACAGCUGCGCAGAAACAGCUAGGCAGAAACGGCUGCGCAGAAACGGCUGCGCAGAAGCGGCUGCGCAGAAGCGGCUGCGCAGAAGCGGCUGCGCAGAAGCGGCUGCGCAGAAGCGGCUGCGCAGAAGCGGCUGCGCAGGAACGGCUGCGCAGGAACGGCUGCGCAGGAACGGCUGCGCAGGAACGGCUGCGCAGGAACGGCUGCGCAGGAACGGCUGCGCAGGAACGGCUGCGCAGCAACGGCUGCGCAGGAACGGCUGCGCAGGAACGGCUGCGCAGGAACGGCUGCGCAGGAACGGCUGCGCAGGAACGGCUGCGCAGGAACGGCUGCGCAGAAACGGCUGCGCAGAAACGGCUGCGCAGAAGCGGCUGCGCAGAAGCGGCUGCGCAGAAGCGGCUGCGCAGAAGCGGCUGCGCAGAAGCGGCUGCGCAGAAACGGCUGCGCAGAAGCGGCUGCGCAGAAGCGGCUGCGCAGAAGCGGCUGCGCAGAAGCGGCUGCGCAGAAGCGGCUGCGCAGAAGCGGCUGCGCAGAAGCGGCUGCGCAGAAGCGGCUGCGCAGAAGCGGCUGCGCAGAAGCGGCUGCGCAGAAGCGGCUGCGCAGAAGCGGCUGCGCAGAAGCGGCUGCGCAGAAGCGGCUGCGCAGAAGCGGCUGCGCAGAAGCGGCUGCGCAGAAGCGGCUGCGCAGAAGCGGCUGCGCAGAAGCGGCUGCGCAGAAGCGGCUGCGCAGAAGCGGCUGCGCAGAAGCGGCUGCGCAGAAGCGGCUGCGCAGAAGCGGCUGCGCAGAAGCGGCUGCGCAGAAGCGGCUGCGCAGAAGCGGCUGCGCAGAAGCGGCUGCGCAGAAGCGGCUGCGCAGAAGCGGCUGCGCAGAAGCGGCUGCGCAGAAACGGCUGCGCCGAAACGGCUGCGCAGAAACGGCUGCGCAGAAACGGCUGCGACGAAACGGCUGCGCCGAAACGGCUGCGCCGAAACGGCUGCGCAGAAACGGCUGCGCCGAAACGGCUGCGCCGAAACGGCUGCGCCGGAACGGCUGCGCAGGAACGGCUGCGCAGAAACGGCUGCGCAGAAACGGCUGCGCAGAAGCAGCUGCGCAGAAGCAGCUGCGCAGAAGCAGCUGCGCAGGAACAGCUGCGCAAUAACAGCUGCGCAGAAGCGGCUGCGCAGGAACGGCUGCGCAGAAGCGGCUGCGCAGGAACGGCUGCGCAGGAACGGCUGCGCAGGAACGGCUGCGCAGGAACGGCUGCGCAGGAACGGCUGCGCAGGAACGGCUGCGCAGGAACGGCUGCGCAGGAACGGCUGCGCAGGAACGGCUGCGCAGGAACGGCUGCGCAGGAACGGCUGCGCAGGAACGGCUGCGCAGGAACGGCUGCGCAGGAACGGCUGCGCAGGAACGGCUGCGCAGGAACGGCUGCGCAGAAACGGCUGCGCAGAAGCGGCUGCGCAGAAGCGGCUGCGCAGAAGCGGCUGCGCAGAAGCGGCUGCGCAGAAGCGGCUGCGCAGAAGCGGCUGCGCAGAAACGGCUGCGCAGAAACGGCUGCGCAGAAACGGCUGCGCAGAAACAGCUGCGCAGAAACAGCUGCGCAGAAGCAGCUGCGCAGAAGCAGCUGCGCAGAAGCAGCUGCGCAGAAGCAGCUGCGCAGAAGCAGCUGCGCAGAAGCAGCUGCGCAGAAGCAGCUGCGCAGAAGCAGCUGCGCAAAAGCAGCUGCGCAGAAGCAGCUGCGCAGAAGCAGCUGCGCAGGAACAGCUGCGCAGGAACAGCUGCGCAGAAGCAGCUGCGCAGGAACAGCUGCGCAGGAACUGCUGCGCAGGAACGGCUGCGCAGGAACGGCUGCGCAGGAACGGCUGCGCAGGAACGGCUGCGCAGGAACGGCUGCGCAGGAACGGCUGCGCAGGAACGGCUGCGCAGGAACGGCUGCGCAGGAACGGCUGCGCAGAAACGGCUGCGCAGGAACGGCUGCGCAGGAACGGCUGCGCAGGAACGGCUGCGCAGGAACGGCUGCGCAGGAACGGCUGCGCAGGAACGGCUGCGCAGGAACGGCUGCGCAGGAACGGCUGCGCAGAAACGGCUGCGCAAAACGGCUGCGCAGAAGCGGCUGCGCAGAAACGGCUGCGCAGAAGCGGCUGCGCAGAAGCGGCUGCGCAGAAGCGGCUGCGCAGAAGCGGCUGCGCAGAAACGGCUGCGCAGAAACGACUGCGCAGAAACAGCUGCGCAGAAACAGCUGCGCAGAAGCAGCUGCGCAGAAGCAGCUGCGCAGAAGCAGCUGCGCAGAAGCAGCUGCGCAGAAGCAGCUGCGCAGAAGCAGCUGCGCAGAAGCAGCUGCGCAGAAGCAGCUGCGCAGGAACGGCUGCGCAGAAGCGGCUGCGCAGGAACGGCUGCGCAGGAACGGCUGCGCAGAAGCGGCUGCGCAGAAGCGGCUGCGCAGGAACGGCUGCGCAGGAACGGCUGCGCAGGAACGGCUGCGCCGAAACGGCUGCGCCGAAACGGCUGCGCCGAAACGGCUGCGCCGAAACGGCUGCGCCGAAACGGCUGCGCAGAAACGGCUGCGCAGAAACGGCUGCGCCGAAACGGCUGCGCCGAAACGGCUGCGCCGAAACGGCUGCGCAGAAACGGCUGCGCCGAAACGGCUGCGCCGAAACGGCUGCGCAGAAGCGGCUGCGCAGAAGCGGCUGCGCAGAAGCGGCUGCGCAGAAGCGGCUGCGCAGAAGCGGCUGCGCAGAAGCGGCUGCGCAGAAGCGGCUGCGCAGAAGCGGCUGCGCAGAAGCGGCUGCGCAGAAGCGGCUGCGCAGAAGCGGCUGCGCAGGAACGGCUGCGCAGAAGCGGCUGCGCAGGAACGGCUGCGCAGAAGCGGCUGCGCAGAAGCGGCUGCGCAGAAGCGGCUGCGCAGAAGCGGCUGCGCAGAAGCGGCUGCGCAGAAGCGGCUGCGCAGAAGCGGCUGCGCAGAAGCGGCUGCGCAGAAGCGGCUGCGCAGAAGCGGCUGCGCAGAAGCGGCUGCGCAGAAGCGGCUGCGCAGAAGCGGCUGCGCAGAAGCGGCUGCGCAGAAGCGGCUGCGCAGAAGCGGCUGCGCAGAAGCGGCUGCGCAGAAGCGGCUGCGCAGAAGCGGCUGCGCAGAAGCGGCUGCGCAGAAGCGGCUGCGCAGAAGCGGCUGCGCAGAAGCGGCUGCGCAGAAGCGGCUGCGCAGAAGCGGCUGCGCGGGAACGGCUGCGCGGGAACGGCUGCGCGGGAACGGCUGCGCGGGAACGGCUGCGCGGGAACGGCUGCGCGGGAACGGCUGCGCGGAAACGGCUGCGCGGAAACGGCUGCGCGGAAACGGCUGCGCGGAAACGGCUGCGCGGAAACGGCUGCGCGGAAACGGCUUCGCGGAAACGGCUGCGCCGAAACGGCUGCGCAGAAACGGCUGCGACGAAACGGCUGCGCCGAAACGGCUGCGCCGAAACGGCUGCGCAGGAACGGCUGCGCAGGAACGGCUGCGCAGGAACGGCUGCGCAGGAACGGCUGCGCAGAAACGGCUGCGCAGAAACGGCUGCGCAGAAACGGCUGCGCAGAAACGGCUGCGCAGAAACGGCUGCGCAGAAGCGGCUGCGCAGAAGCGGCUGCGCAGAAGCGGCUGCGCAGAAGCGGCUGCGCAGAAGCGGCUGCGCAGAAGCGGCUGCGCAGAAGCGGCUGCGCAGAAGCGGCUGCGCAGAAGCGGCUGCGCAGAAGCGGCUGCGCAGGAACGGCUGCGCAGAAGCGGCUGCGCAGGAACGGCUGCGCAGGAACGGCUGCGCAGAAGCGGCUGCGCAGAAGCGGCUGCGCAGAAGCGGCUGCGCAGAAGCGGCUGCGCAGAAGCGGCUGCGCAGAAGCGGCUGCGCAGAAGCGGCUGCGCAGAAGCGGCUGCGCAGAAGCGGCUGCGCAGAAGCGGCUGCGCAGAAGCGGCUGCGCAGAAGCGGCUGCGCAGAAGCGGCUGCGCAGAAGCGGCUGCGCAGAAGCGGCUGCGCAGAAGCGGCUGCGCAGAAGCGGCUGCGCAGAAGCGGCUGCGCAGAAGCGGCUGCGCAGAAGCGGCUGCGCAGAAGCGGCUGCGCAGAAGCGGCUGCGCAGAAGCGGCUGCGCAGGAACGGCUGCGCAGGAACGGCUGCGCAGGAACGGCUGCGCAGGAACGGCUGCGCAGGAACGGCUGCGCAGGAACGGCUGCGCAGGAACGGCUGCGCAGGAACGGCUGCGCAGGAACGGCUGCGCAGGAACGGCUGCGCAGGAACGGCUGCGCAGGAACGGCUGCGCAGGAACGGCUGCGCAGGAACGGCUGCGCAGGAACGGCUGCGCAGGAACGGCUGCGCAGGAACGGCUGCGCAGGAACGGCUGCGCAGGAACGGCUGCGCAGGAACGGCUGCGCAGGAACGGCUGCGCAGGAACGGCUGCGCAGAACGGCUGCGCAGGAACGGCUGCGCAGGAACGGCUGCGCAGGAACGGCUGCGCAGGAACGGCUGCGCAGGAACGGCUGCGCAGGAACGGCUGCGCAGGAACGGCUGCGCAGGAACGGCUGCGCAGAAGCGGCUGCGCAGAAGCGGCUGCGCAGAAGCGGCUGCGCAGAAGCGGCUGCGCAGAAGCGGCUGCGCAGAAGCGGCUGCGCAGAAGCGGCUGCGCAGAAGCGGCUGCGCAGAAGCGGCUGCGCAGAAGCGGCUGCGCAGAAGCGGCUGCGCAGAAGCGGCUGCGCAGAAGCGGCUGCGCAGAAGCGGCUGCGCAGAAGCGGCUGCGCAGGAACGGCUGCGCAGGAACGGCUGCGCAGGAACGGCUGCGCAGGAACGGCUGCGCAGGAACGGCUGCGCAGGAACGGCUGCGCAGGAACGGCUGCGCAGGAACGGCUGCGCAGGAACGGCUGCGCAGGAACGGCUGCGCAGGAACGGCUGCGCAGGAACGGCUGCGCAGGAACGGCUGCGCAGGAACGGCUGCGCAGGAACGGCUGCGCAGGAACGGCUGCGCAGGAACGGCUGCGCAGGAACAGCUGCGCAGGAACAGCUGCGCAGGAACAGCUGCGCAGGAACUGCUGCGCAGGAACGGCUGCGCAGGAACGGCUGCGCAGGAACGGCUGCGCAGGAACGGCUGCGCAGGAACGGCUGCGCAGGAACGGCUGCGCAGGAACGGCUGCGCAGGAACGGCUGCGCAGGAACGGCUGCGCAGGAACGGCUGCGCAGGAACGGCUGCGCAGGAACGGCUGCGCAGGAACGGCUGCGCAGGAACGGCUGCGCAGGAACGGCUGCGCAGGAACGGCUGCGCAGGAACGGCUGCGCAGGAACGGCUGCGCAGAAGCGGCUGCGCAGAAGCGGCUGCGCAGAAGCGGCUGCGCAGAAGCGGCUGCGCAGAAGCGGCUGCGCAGAAGCGGCUGCGCAGAAGCGGCUGCGCAGAAACGGCUGCGCAGAAACGGCUGCGCAGAAGCGGCUGCGCAGAAGCGGCUGCGCAGAAGCGGCUGCGCAGAAGCGGCUGCGCAGAAGCGGCUGCGCAGAAGCGGCUGCGCAGAAGCGGCUGCGCAGAAGCGGCUGCGCAGAAGCGGCUGCGCAGAAGCGGCUGCGCAGAAGCGGCUGCGCUGAAGCGGCUGCGCUGAAGCGGCUGCGCGGAAGCGGCUGCGCGGAAAAACGGCUGCGCAGAAGCGGCUGCGCAGAAGCGGCUGCGCAGAAGCGGCUGCGCAGGAACGGCUGCGCAGGAACGGCUGCGCAGAAGCAGCUGCGCAGGAACAGCUGCGCAGGAACAGCUGCGCAGGAACAGCUGCGCAGGAACAGCUGCGCAGGAACAGCUGCGCAGGAACAGCUGCGCAGGAACAGCUGCGCAGGAACUGCUGCGCAGGAACGGCUGCGCAGGAACGGCUGCGCAGGAACGGCUGCGCAGGAACGGCUGCGCAGGAACGGCUGCGCAGGAACGGCUGCGCAGGAACGCCUGCGCAGUAACGGCUGCGCAGUAACGGCUGCGCAGGAACGGCUGCGCAGGAACGGCUGCGCAGGAACGGCUGCGCAGGAACGGCUGCGCAGAAACGGCUGCGCAGAAGCGGCUGCGCAGAAGCGGCUGCGCAGAAACGGCUGCGCAGAAGCGGCUGCGCAGAAGCGGCUGCGCAGAAGCGGCUGCGCAGAAGCGGCUGCGCAGAAGCGGCUGCGCAGAAGCGGCUGCGCAGAAGCGGCUGCGCAGAAGCGGCUGCGCAGAAAAACGGCUGCGCAGAAACGGCUGCGCAGAAACGGCUGCGCAGGAACGGCUGCGCAGGAACGGCUGCGCAGGAACGGCUGCGCAGAAGCGGCUGCGCAGGAACGGCUGCGCAGGAACGGCUGCGCAGGAACGGCUGCGCAGGAACGGCUGCGCAGGAACGGCUGCGCAGGAACGGCUGCGCAGGAACGGCUGCGCAGGAACGGCUGCGCAGGAACGGCUGCGCAGGAACGGCUGCGCAGGAACGGCUGCGCAGGAACGGCUGCGCAGGAACGGCUGCGCAGGAACGGCUGCGCAGGAACGGCUGCGCAGGAACGGCUGCGCAGGAACGGCUGCGCAGGAACGGCUGCGCAGGAACGGCUGCGCAGGAACGGCUGCGCAGGAACGGCUGCGCAGGAACGGCUGCGCAGGAACGGCUGCGCAAAGCGGCUGCGCAGAAGCGGCUGCGCAGAAGCGGCUGCGCAUAAACGGCUGCGCAUAAACGGCUGCGCAGAAACGGCUGCGCAGAAACGGCUGCGCAGAAACGGCUGCGCAGAAACGGCUGCGCAUAAACGGCUGCGCAUAAACGGCUGCGCAGGAACGGCUGCGCAGGAACGGCUGCGCAGGAACGGCUGCGCAGGAACGGCUGCGCAGGAACGGCUGCGCAGGAACGGCUGCGCAGGAACGGCUGCGCAGGAACGGCUGCGCAGGAACGGCUGCGCAGGAACGGCUGCGCAGGAACGGCUGCGCAGGAACGGCUGCGCAGGAACGGCUGCGCAGGAACGGCUGCGCAGGAACGGCUGCGCAGGAACGGCUGCGCAGGAACGGCUGCGCAGGAACGGCUGCGCAGGAACGGCUGCGCAGGAACGGCUGCGCAGAAACGGCUGCGCAGAAACGGCUGCGCAGAAACGGCUGCGCAGUAACGGCUGCGCAGGAACGGCUGCGCAGGAACGGCUGCGCAGGAACGGCUGCGCAGGAACGGCUGCGCAGAAGCGGCUGCGCAGAAGCGGCUGCGCAGAAGCGGCUGCGCAGAAGCGGCUGCGCAGAAGCGGCUGCGCAGAAGCGGCUGCGCAGAAGCGGCUGCGCAGAAGCGGCUGCGCAGAAGCGGCUGCGCAGAAGCGGCUGCGCAGAAGCGGCUGCGCAGAAGCGGCUGCGCAGAAGCGGCUGCGCAGAAGCGGCUGCGCAGAAGCGGCUGCGCAGAAGCGGCUGCGCAGAAGCGGCUGCGCAGAAGCGGCUGCGCAGAAACGGCUGCGCAUAAACGGCUGCGAACGGCUGCGCAGAAGCGGCUGCGCAGAAGCGGCUGCGCAGAAGCGGCUGCGCAGAAGCGGCUGCGCAGAAGCGGCUGCGCAGAAGCGGCUGCGCAGAAGCGGCUGCGCAGAAACGGCUGCGCAGGAACGGCUGCGCAGGAACGGCUGCGCAGGAACGGCUGCGCAGGAACGGCUGCGCAGCAACGGCUGCGCAGCAACGGCUGCGCAGCAACGGCUGCGCAGCAACGGCUGCGCAGCAACGGCUGCGCAGGAACGGCUGCGCAGGAACGGCUGCGCAGGAACGGCUGCGCAGGAACGGCUGCGCAGGAACGGCUGCUCAGGAACGGCUGCUCAGGAACGGCUGCGCAGGAACGGCUGCGCAGAAACGGCUGCGCAGAAACGGCUGCGCAGAAACGGCUGCGCCGAAACGGCUGCGCCGAAACGGCUGCGCCGAAACGGCUGCGCCGAAACGGCUGCGCCGAAACGGCUGCGCCGAAACGGCUGCGCCGAAACGGCUGCGACGAAACGGCUGCGCCGAAACGGCUGCGCCGAAACGGCUGCGCAGAAACGGCUGCGCAGAAACGGCUGCGCCGAAACGGCUGCGCCGGAACGGCUGCGCCGGAACAGCUGCGCAGAAACAGCUGCGCAGAAACAGCUGCGCAGAAACAGCUGCGCAGAAACAGCUGCGCAGAAGCAGCUGCGCAGAAGCAGCUGCGCAGAAGCAGCUGCGCAGAAGCAGCUGCGCAGAAGCAGCUGCGCAGAAGCAGCUGCGCAGGAACAGCUGCGCAGAAGCGGCUGCGCAGGAACGGCUGCGCAGAAGCGGCUGCGCAGGAACGGCUGCGCAGGAACGGCUGCGCAGGAACGGCUGCGCAGGAAAAGCCGCGCAGGAAAAGCCGCGCAGGAACGGCUGCGCAGGAACGGCUGCGCAGGAACGGCUGCGCAGGAACGGCUGCGCAGGAACGGCUGCGCAGAAACGGCUGCGCAGAAACGGCUGCGCAGAAACGGCUGCGCAGUAACGGCUGCGCAGGAACGGCUGCGCAGAAACGGCUGCGCAGGAACGGCUGCGCAGGAACGGCUGCGCAGGAACGGCUGCGCAGAAACGGCUGCGCAGAAGCGGCUGCGCAGAAGCGGCUGCGCAGAAGCGGCUGCGCAGAAGCGGCUGCGCAGAAGCGGCUGCGCAGAAGCGGCUGCGCAGAAGCGGCUGCGCAGAAGCGGCUGCGCAGAAGCGGCUGCGCAGAAGCGGCUGCGCAGAAGCGGCUGCGCAGAAGCGGCUGCGCAGAAGCGGCUGCGCAGAAGCGGCUGCGCAGAAGCGGCUGCGCAGAAGCGGCUGCGCAGAAGCGGCUGCGCAGAAGCGGCUGCGCAGAAGCGGCUGCGCAGAAGCGGCUGCGCAGAAACGGCUGCGCAGAAACGGCUGCGCAGAAACGGCUGCGCACAAACGGCUGCGCACAAACGGCUGCGCACAAACGGCUGCGCACAAACGGCUGCGCACAAACGGCUGCGCACAAACGGCGGCGCAGAAACGGCUGCGCAGGAACGGCUGCGCAGGAACGGCUGCGCAGGAACGGCUGCGCAGGAACGGCUGCGCAGGAACGGCUGCGCAGGAACGGCUGCGCAGGAUCAGCUGCGCAUGAACAGCUGCGCCGAAACAGCUGCGCCGAAACAGCUGCGCCGAAACAGCUGCGCCGAAACAGCUGCGCAGAAACAGCUGCGCCGAAACAGCUGCACAGAAACAGCUGCGCCGAAACAGCUGCGCCGAAACAGCUGCGCAGAAACAGUUGCGCCUAAACAGCUGCGCAGAAACAGCUAG